Ectocarpus siliculosus is the source of this 2962-nucleotide messenger RNA. The record is from the annotation of a GenBank genome assembly. NCBI's taxonomy places the organism in Eukaryota, Phaeophyceae, Ectocarpales, Ectocarpaceae.
AUGCGUGGUCACGGGGCAGAGCGAACUGGGGCAGCGCCCGCAGCGCCAGCAGCUGUGCAGCCAAUCCAGGAUGUGGACGACGAAGACGAAGAUGAUCGCUUUGCCUCGCCCCCGGGGUUGUGGCUGCCGAGGCUUGUCGUGAAGAGGCACCGCCAGAAAGCGACCGUCAUCUGGAUCCUUCUUCUCCUGGGAUUUCUGGGUUACGUGGCGUACAUCAUAUGGCAGACAAUCGAGUCCAGAAAGGACCCGGCUUCAAGCAUCGAGCUAAAGCAAGAGCACUACGAGUUUGCUGACAUCAUGUUUUGCACGGAGUUCACCAACGGCUGCCUGGAGGAAACCAACUCUUGCUUCGAUUUCUCAGCGGGCGCUAUGGUUUCCGCCGAGGGGUUCACCGACGACCUCGACACCUUCCUCGACGACAACGCGGACGCCACGUCGGCCAUAGAGGAAGAGUUCCCCCACUGCCGCGUGAUCCCUCUGUCCCGGCUGACGAUGGACGAAGACGGGAUCAACAGCGGAGACGUGGAUUCAUUCGACGCUUCAUUCUAUUUCCUGUGGUACGAGAGCGCUGACACGUUCGACCCAGAGAUCUACCCCAUCAACGCCCAGUUCUUGAGCGCGUACCUGAUCGACGUCGAAGCCGGCGUCGAGCCCCUGGAGGGGAAGAGCGUGGACGUCAAGCUGCCUUACGCGCGAAUCGAGCCGACCACCGCCACAGAGCUCACGACAACUGUGAACCACAUGGUGAUGGGCCUGACGGAGUUUGCGGGGAUUGACGACAACGGCAACCGGGAGGAGCGGCAGCGGACCUACUCUCAGAGCACGACGACGGGAACGCAGAACUGGUACUGGACCGAAGAGACGAUCGAGUUGGAGUUCGCGCUCAUUAUGGUCGACGUGUCCAUCCCGAAGUUCGAGUACACGUCCAUCGUGGAGGUCGAUCCUGUUGACGGGUGGUCGAUCAUCGGGGCCAUCGGGGGCAUUUGGCAGUUCGUGGUGACCGGGUUCGGGCUGUUCUUCGUGUACUCCGUGAAGCAGUCGCCCGACCGCAAGAUGCGCAACUUCAGGAAGUCGGUGACCAAGCCGGCCUCCAUAGUCAACAAGCGCCUGUCCACCCUCGGCUCCCGCUCGUCGAUAUCGAACCAGGAUAUCGAGCUCGACGCCUCGGAGGAAGACUUACCCGCGGACUGGGUCAAGAAACAGAGGGCCAACGGGAGCAUCUACUACUUCCACCCCCUGACCGGCAAGAAACAGAGCACGCCUCCUGACGCCCUAGGCAGCGCUAGAGGGGGCCCGCAGGCCUCCGGUACGGCGUUGAAUCGAAUCUUCCGGCCCGCGCACGCUUCGUCGGGUGCUGGUGUUUCGCGGGAACAUGGGCAGCUGUCGGGCGACCCUCUUCCUCCAGGCUGGAUCUCGCGAACAGACGACAGCGGCAAGACCUACUUCCAGGACACGGUGAGCAAGACAACCCAGUGGGAGAGGCCCACCCAGCACCCUCGCUCCAGCAGCGUCUCCAGCGGCCGGCCGGAGGUCAUCGACAUGCCGAUGGCGCACACGCGCCGUGGCUCGAACGCCUCCUCCGCCGACAACUCCCGCCGUUCCUCUUCGUCCCACGCGCACGACCACCCGCACGGUCGCGAAAGUGCGGCGGGGGACCCUUCGCCUCCCCCCGCUUGGGGGAGCUUCCCCGCCGCCCCUUCCUACAAAACGGCCGUGUAUCUGUCCAACCGUUCAGCACAGACGGCUGCCGGGGCGGCGGCGGGGGGGGGGGCGGUUGGGGGGGCACAGGUCGACGGCGGCGGCGGCCCCCUUCCCCCGAACUGGGAGAGGCGUACCGCGUCAAACAACCGGCCAUACUACGUCAACACCGUCACCCGCGAGUCCAAGUGGGAGGCCCCCCGUAGCUAAGGCUUUCAGCAGGAAGACGGAAGGGAGAGAGAGCCGGCCUUUCUUUGGUCCCCAUCGCCUUCUUCCAAUUUCCAGUCUUGCGCCGAGGUGUUUUACGUUACGCACGACGAGUUUUGCAGUGACGGCGUCUGGUAUACUGCGCACACCCUGGCGCGUCGUCUGGGCACGAGGCGGACUAACCUUGGCCCUCCAUAGUUUACCGCUAUGUGCGACCUAGAAAGUUCCAGGAACAGAGAAAUUUUUCUCGGAUGCCCUCGCACAAAGUAGGCUGGUGUCCUGUUUGUUCCCACUUUUAACAUGCGUUGAAAGCUUUUUACUUUCCUCUAGCUCGAUAUUAUAGAGUAGCCUAUUCAUGGCUCUGGUCUUUGCUCCCUACUGAACAGUCAAGACAAGCAUGCGAGACAGUGUUGAUCAGCAGGGUAGUCAAAGCUUGCCUGUGUUUGCAGUCGAUUUGCCCUCAGACACGCCUGAGCAAGAUUCGCAGAAAAAUCCGUAUCUUGUACGCGCUCGAGGAGAUAGUGUUGUACAUUUCAACGCCUUCUAUAUGUUCUUGUUGUGGCUGGGAUCGAGAGGGCGAGGUCCCGGGAAAACCCCUCCAAUUUUGUUCAUGAUUUGGGGUAGUGUUGUUACAUGAUUUAGAUAUGUACUGCUUUUUGUUCUACCGGUUGCGCAUCCAUAUAGCAAAAAGUAGCCCAGCAGCGUAUCGUGCCCAGUGGCCCUUCCACGCACCCAGCUCGGCUGGAUGCUCAGGAUGCAGGGGGGGUUAGCUGGGGGAUGCCAAGACGGAUGACGAUACUGUGGUUCAUUUAUUCUUAUCAGUUACAAGAGUGUACCUGCGUUGUUGUUGUUGUUGUUGUUGUUGUUGUUGUUGUUGUUGUUGUUGUUGUUGCUGCUGCUGCUGCUGCUGCUGUUGCUCUGUAACGUUUUGGAGCGACAGCAGAUUGCGUCAAGCCAGCAAAGCAGGAGUGAUUAUCGUGCCGUGUCGGUGCUGCAGUACCGCACCCACCCUUGGCUACACCUGACGAACAGCUUCAGGUAGAUGUUUCGAAAGCUC